Sclerotinia sclerotiorum 1980 UF-70 is the source of this 846-nucleotide messenger RNA. RefSeq lists its product with no specific name. The transcript is spliced from 3 exons. Gene Ontology annotation, biological process: Notch signaling pathway; protein ubiquitination. Bases 1 to 846 code for a protein of 281 amino acids. The record is from RefSeq and is a predicted model, not a curated record. Lineage: Eukaryota; Fungi; Ascomycota; Leotiomycetes; Helotiales; Sclerotiniaceae.
AUGGCACUUUGUCUUUUGAGAGAUGUCAUGAUUGGAAAUCAAUGGGAGGCUGGUAUGGGUCAACAACACAUGAGGUUUAUUGCAGCCGAAGCAUUUGAUCCAGUCGCACACACACUUGGUGAUGAUGAAGACUGCGGUCUCUGCCGUGAGCCCCUCAGAGACGUAGAAGAGCAAGGAGUGCUAGUGAUUACCCACUGCAACCAUGUGUUUCAUCAGAAGUGCCUUGAAGAAUCUCUUAAAGUGUCACCUAACGUCGAUUGUCCAGCUUGCAAAGCAGAACUUCGUGGGCACAAUCAAGCACCUCAAGAUAUUCAAGGGCCCGACCAAAUCUCAGAAUUUCUUACAUCUUUCAUGACGCCUGAGCCACAGUCUUUCCCUUCUGAACAACCUAUUACGGAGCAGUACCUUGAUCAGUUGGAUGCUGACGUUGGAGAAGCUAUUGCAAGGGUUCGAGAGGCUGAUGGAGAUGUCAGAGCCAUCGAGAGAGAGAUAGAAGAAGUACAGCAGGUUGAACUUCUCGGACGACCUGCAGGAACCCGCGUGAAAAUGACACGCAAUGCCCAGGGAGUGAUUGAUUGCGUCCACCUUAGUUGCAUGAUGUCGUAUGCCCCAGGCGAAGAAAUCAUUGACGCGGGUGCUAUGAUGUUGCUUAGACGAAGAGUAAUGAUGGAAGCGAUUAAAGCAUGGGCUCAAACAGAUUGCAAAGUGGCUGUCGAAGCACGAAACCGAGCAAGACAGGAACUAGCAAUUCGAGCAGAACAAGCAAAUUGGAUAAUGACAGAGUUGCUCAUAGAGAUGACCGGGUGGCUAUCACGUGGAAGUGCUCUAGGCUCUCGAGUAUACUAA